UCUCUCUCUCUAUCUCUCUCGCGCUCUCUCUCUCACUCUCUCACAUUUCUCUCACUCUCUCUCUCGCUAUCUCUCUCUUGCGCUCUCUCUCUCACACUCUCUCUAUCUCUUUCUCUCUCACUCUCGCUCUCGCUCUCUCGCUCUCUCUAUCGCUCUCCCUCCCCCUCUCCCUUUCUCUUUUUCUUCCUCUCUUUUGGAUUCUGUGUGUAUGUCAUGGUUACACCUGGCCAUCAGAACAUGAAAUGAACAGCUACCUGCUGUUCUUCAGUAGAGGUCAUGUGAGAGCAUCAGUCUGAGGGGUGAGAGAGGUGAGAGAGGUGAGUACCCGGGUCGACAUCUUCCUCAUCUUUCACAGAACUCUGCUUCUAAAAGACUGAAAAAAACUCCCUUUUGCUAGUAUCACAGCCGCUAGCCUGCUAGCACAUUAGCCUCCACCUACUGCUUGCAAAAUGACUAGUACUUUGCUAGCAACAUCACCGCUAGCCUGUUAGCCUGCUAGCACAUUAGCUUUCUUCUUAGAUCACACAAAAUAGCAGUGCUAGGCUAUAGGAGUACUGGACUACUGUACAGUGUUUGCAAAACUGUUGGAAAUGAGCAUUCCAUGACAAUAACUUUCUGAUUUGCAUUCUCAGUGGGAUGUAGCAUAAUUACCUUGGAACUCUCUUGCCAAAAUGGAGCCCAUUCAAACUCUAAAUCUCAAAUCUAGUUGAGCUAAAUCUGUAUCUAUAGCUCUGCAGGGAGAAGCUAGAACUUUGAGCUGUAGAGAGGAUAGGAUCACACAGACAGACUCCCUCUCUCUCUGAGUUUCUCUGAAUCUCUAGGCAUGUCUGUCUGCAUCCCAAAUGGCACCUUAUUCCAUGGGCCCUGGUCAAAAGAAGUUUGCUAUAUAGGGUAUAGGGGGCAAUUUGGGAUGCACACUAUGCGUCUCUGACCUAUUUUCUCCUACUAGCUCCAGCCAACAGAUCCUCAUUUAUCUCUGCCCACACUUCCAUCCUACUUAUCUCCCCUGCAGCUGAAGGUCUGGGGGUUUCCGGGGGUUUUGUAUUCCGUCUAAAAGUACGUUUAAUCCCUUCAUUAGCCUGGGAACGGUUGGCCACCCCUGUCAUGUGAGCAGGCUCUUUGUGUCCCCUCUGUAGGUAUAGAGAUGGACUGCUUCCCAAAUGGCACCCUAUCCCCUAUAUAGUGCAAUAGUUUUGAGCAGGGCCCGCAGGGUGUAGUAGUGCACUAUAUAUGGAAUAGGGUGACAUUUGGGACACAUGGUUUAUGUCUAGAACUGUUGAAAUGGACUUAAGAGAGGUGCUGGAGUUUCUCCCAGGAGGUCACAGUGCCUCCAGGAAGGCCUGUUAGGUUCACUGAAUAUCAACUAGCUAGAUGGAGAAAUAUCAUCAGGAAUACAGCAAUAUCAACUAGCUAGAUAGAGAAAUAUCACCAGGAAUACAGCAAUAUCGACUAGCUACAUAGAGAAAUAUCAUCAGGAAUACAGCAAUAUCAACUAGCUAGAUGGAGAAAUAUCACCAGGAAUACAGCAAUAUCAACUAGCUAGAUGGAGAAAAACUUCUGGAUGGUAACUUUAUUGCAAGAGCAAUGCAAGGUGUAAACCCAUGUUGCAACGUCAGAGUAAUGUCUCUGUGAGUGGAUUCUUACACUUUGCCUUAACACAGAUAGAAGAUCAGAGGAAGCAUACACAGGCACACUGCAUCAGUAGUCCUAGGUCAGAUCCUUCAAACACACACACACAUAUAACCUAAUUAGCUAGGGCAGUAGUUCCAUUAGUAGUUCCAUGAAGAGCCUAGUCAGUCUGUCACAUGUGAUCAAGGAACGGGCCUUCUCUCUGCCACCGUGGCAAGACUCAUUAUUACACACUACAACUAUACACACACACGCUAUCAAAUACAUACACCACCAUUUACACAUAUAAUACCAUCGCCACACACAGGGAGACACACACUCUCACAUAAAUAAAUACACACACACAAACCACAAUUUAAUGAUAACCCACAGAAGAAAUCUAAAAGCUGUGUUUUUGGUUUUACAUAAAAAUUAGAGUGAAAGGCCAACAGAGAGAGAGAAAGAAAGUGAGCAAACCAAUAGAGGGAAUAAGAGUGAGAGAGAGAAUGGAGAGAGAGCACGCGAGAGAGAGAAAGAGAGGGCGAGGGAGACAGAGAAAGCGAGGGCGAGGGAGACAGAGAAAGGCUCAUUUGAUUAGGAGAAAUGUGGGAUCAGAGCUACCCUUCUGUGUUACUGUUACAGCCGUAGAGUUCAGUUAGCCUUCCCUUUCCUGACUGGACUGUAGCUGGAGGCUAUGGCUUCUGCACUCACUAGGACUUGACUGUAAAAUCACCCAGUAUUUAUGUUUGUUGUUCCUCUAUGUUAUUCUGCUGGCUAUAUGUUAUUCUACUGGCUAUAUAUUAUUAUACUGGGUAUAUGUUAUUCUGCUGGGUAUAUGUUAUUCUGCUGGGUAUAUGUUAUUAUACUGGCUAUAUGUUAUUAUACUGGCUAUAUGUUAUUCUGCUGGGUAUAUGUUAUUCUGCUGGGUAUAUGUUAUUAUACUGGGUAUAUGUUAUUAUACUGGCUAUAUGUUAUUAUACUGGCUAUAUGUUAUUAUACUGACUAUAUGUUAUUAUACUGGGUAUAUGUUAUUCUGCUGGGUAUAUGUUAUUAUACUGGCUAUAUGUUAUUCUACUGGCUAUAUGUUAUUAUACUGGGUAUACGUUAUUAUACUGGGUAUAUGUUAUUAUACUGGCUAUACGUUAUUAUACUGGCUAUAUGUUAUUCUGCUGGGUAUAUGUUAUUCUACUGGGUAUAUGUUAUUCUACUGGGUAUAUGUUAUUAUACUGGGUAUAUGUUAUUCUACUGGGUAUAUGUUAUUAUACUGGGUAUAUGUUAUUAUACUGGGUAUAUGUUAUUAUACUGGGUAUAUGUUAUUCUACUGGGUAUAUGUUAUUCUACUGGCUAUAUGUUAUUAUACUGGGUAUAUGUUAUUCUACUGGGUAUAUGUUAUUAUACUGGGUAUAUGUUAUUAUGCUGGGUAUAUGUUAUUCUACUGGGUAUAUGUUAUUCUACUGGCUAUAUGCUAUUCUACUGGCUAUAUGUUAUUAUACUGGGUAUAUGUUAUUCUGCUGGGUAUAUGUUAUUAUACUGGCUAUAUGUUAUUAUACUGGCUAUAUGUUAUUAUACUGGCUAUAUGUUAUUAUACUGGCUAUAUGUUAUUAUACAGGCUAUAUGUUAUUAUACUGGGUAUAUGUUAUUCUACUGGGUAUAUGUUAUUCUACUGGGUAUAUGUUAUUAUACUGGGUAUAUGUUAUUAUACUGGGUAUAUGUUAUUAUACUGGGUAUAUGUUAUUAUACUGGGUAUAUGUUAUUCUACUGGGUAUAUGUUAUUAUACUGACUAUAUGUUAUUAUACUGGCUAUAUGUUAUUCUACUAGGUAUAUGUUAUCAUACUGGCUAUAUGUUAUUCUACUGGGUAUAUGUUAUCAUACAGGCUAUAUGUUAUUAUACUGUGUAUAUGUUACUCUACUGGGUAUAUGUUAUUAUACUGACUAUAUGUUAUUCUACUGGGUAUAUGUUAUUAUACUGGGUAUAUGUUAUUAUACUGGCUAUAUGUUAUUCUACUGGGUAUAUGUUUGUGUCUUGGGGUUUUCUGUACUGUGUUUUAUUAAUGGACAUGACAGUCUAAAACUACAGGAAGAUUUACUACAGUGGAUCACUGAUCUACUGUCAUUAUGUUAUCACUCACAGCUGGGUGUAAAUACUCUGCCUUAACACACACACACACACACACACACACACACACACACACACACACACACACACACACACACACACACACACACACACACACACACACACACACACACACACACACACAUACACACACACACACACACACACACACACACACACACACACACACACUGUGGUCCUUGAGUUGACAUUAAUCACAAUCCAGUUCUGCAGCCUGACUGAUGUCUGUGAGAUCGAUACAAAGUCUACCUUACUGACAUGUAUUAACCUGCUCUACACCCUGCAAGGUCCCUGACAGAGAGAGAUGAAGGGACAGAUGAAGAGAGAGAUGAAGAGAGAGAGACAGAUGGAGAGAGAGAGAGACAGAUAGAGAGAGAGAGAGAGACAGAUGGAGAGAGAGAGAGAGAGAGAGAGAGAGAGAGAGAGAGAGAGAGAGAGAGA
This is a messenger RNA of Salvelinus fontinalis (brook trout), 4187 nucleotides long. RefSeq lists its product as uncharacterized. The record is from RefSeq and is a predicted model, not a curated record. Lineage: Eukaryota; Metazoa; Chordata; Actinopteri; Salmoniformes; Salmonidae. The coding region runs from base 2463 to 3389 and encodes 308 amino acids. The transcript is spliced from 2 exons.